AUGGGUCUAUGUGCGCCGGCAAUUAUUCAUCAGUCACCGACAGCCCUCCGUGUCAUCGGAGCUGUGCCCGGAGUGUGGGCUGAAGAUCACCCUGGAGGGUUGGCCAGACUGGCCAUACCCCUUCGAAUAGAAUUAAAGGACGAUUACACCGUAGUUAAUCAAGCCCAGUACCCAAUUCCAGCAGAGGCCCGAAUCUCCAUGCAUGAAAAUUUGGGGAAACUAGUUCAACUUAAGGUCCUGGUGCCGACCACAUCUGCUUGGAAUACCCCCUUAUUACCUGUAAUAAAGCCCAGUUCUGGACCAGUCCCCCUCUAUCGUCCAGUGCAAGACCUCCGAUUGGUGAAUCAGCAAACCAAAGAUAUUGUGGCGGCGGUCGCUAAUCCAUACUCUCUGAUAGGAUUGAUCCCUGGAGGAAGUCAGUGGUAUUCUGUGAUUGAUUUGAAAGACGCUUUCUUCACUAUCCCCUUACACCCCGAUUCUCAAGCAAUCUUUGCUUUUACCUGGGAACAUCCACAGACUGGUCGGAAAAGACAGUUCACCUGGUCACGGUUGCCUCAAGGGUUCAAGAAUUCACCCACCCUGUUUGGCCAGCAACUAGCCAAGGACCUCCAGCAAUUCCAAGAGGAGGUCGGGUUAGUGCUUCAGUACGUAGAUGACUUCCUCCUGCCCCGCCGGACUGAACAAGAAUGCUCCACCGACACGGUCAAAUUACUCAGAUGGCUCCAGAACUGUGGGUACCGUGCUAGUAGGGCCAAAGCUCAAAUAUGUAGCCAAGAAGUCACCUACUUAGGAUUCACGAUCAAGAAGGAUACACGUGUUUUAGGCAGUAGUAGAACCCGGGCUAUUAGUUGCCUGCCCCGGCCUACCAACAAGAAGGAGCUCCGUGUAUUUUUGGGAAUGGCUGGCUACUGUCGUAUUUGGAUUUUAGAUUAUGCUUCUAUGGCUAAACCAUUAUACAACCUGUUAACAGGAAGGAUGCCCGAAUCUCAUCCCAUAAAUUGGACCAGAGAAGAAAUCCAGGCCUUAGAGCGGUUAAAGCAGUCAUUAACUAGCUCACCUGCUUUAGGGUUACCAGACAUUACUAAACCCUUUCAGCUUUUUGUCGAUGAGAGAAAAGGAACCGCUGUGGGAGUUCUCACCCAGCAAGUUGGAACCUGGAACCGACCGGUCGCGUAUCUCAGCAAAAAUAUGGAUCCUGUUAGCCGAGGAUGGCCAGGCUGUCUCCGGAGUAUAGCGGCAGCCUCGCUUCUCUUGACAGAAGCUGUCAAACUGACGUACGGCCAAAUUAUAGAAGUGACUGCAUCCCAUUCUAUCCAAUCUUUACUAGAAGUGCAUGGGCCUAAAUGGAUGACCAACUCUCGCUUGGUAAAAUAUCAAGCCCAGCUAUGUGAGAAUCCCAAUAUAAUUGUAAGGGACCGAGCGACCCUGAAUCCGGCUACCCUGAUGCCCCUGCCUGGACGGUUAAUACACCAGUGUGAUGAAAUUAUGUCAACCGUACAUUCCAGCCGACCAGAUUUGAAGGAUGUGCCAAUCCCUGGGGGAAUCGUAUUGUUUACUGAUGGAAGCAGCUCUAUCAUAAAUGGAGUCCGGCAUGCAGGGUAUGCUGUGGUCACUGAAGAUCAAAUCCUAAUGGCUAAACCUCUGCCACCUGGUACGUCUGCCCAGAAAGCUGAACUCAUAGCCCUAAUUGAAGCCUUGAAGUGGGCUGAAGGGAAAAAGGUUACCAUCUACACCGACUCUAAAUAUGCCUUCUUAACUGUACAAGUACAUGGGGCCCUUUAUCGGGAAAGAGGAUUUCUGACUGCAGAAGGCAAGGAGGUGGCACAUGCCCCUGAAAUUCGCCAAUUACUGGAAGUCAUUUGGAAGCCUGCACGAGUAGCUGUAAUCCAUUGUCGAGCCCACACAAGGAAAGCUAACCCUGUGGCUAGAGGAAAUGCUAGAGCUGAUAAGGCUGCCAAAGAAGCCGCCUUGGAAUCUUUGCCCAAGACAAACAAUAUAAUGACUAUUUCGUUACCCUCUCUGACUCAGGUCCUGCAAUAUACCCAGGAAGAAAUUGAGGAAAGUCAGAGACAAAAUUAUACCCGUCAACGGGGCUGGUAUGUUCUUACUGAUGGCAGGGUUUGGGUACCCCAAAGGUUGGCCCGUACAGCUGUUUUCCAUAUGCACAAUCAAUGCCACCUAGGAAAAGAGGCAGUCCGACACUUAAUUGAGAAGACUAUGUUUAUUGAUAAACUUGCUUCCCUGUGCACUGAAGCGUCUCGACGAUGUGUAACUUGUGCCCGAAGCAAUCCCCGAAGAGGACCCGUCCCUGAACCAGGCCAGAUUCUCCGGGGAAGUCGUCCGUUUCAAGUGAUCCAGGUGGACUUCACCCAUAUGCCACCAGCCAGGGGCUACAAACUUUUAUUAGUGACUGUAUGCACCUUUUCCCGAUGGGUUGAGGCCUGGCCAGUCCGGUCUGAAGGAUCCAAGGGAGUAGUAAAGCAUUUACUUGAGGACAUCAUCCCCAGGUACGGGUUGCCCCAACAGAUUAACAGUGACAACGGCGCAGCCUUCCAAGCUGAAGUGACAGAAAAACUCAGCAGAGCUCUUGGAGUGGACUGGAAACUCCAUUGUGCCUGGAGACCUCAGAGCAGCGGAGCGGUCGAGCGAGCCAAUCAGACCCUUAAAUUGCACCUCAGGAAAAUGUGCGCUGAAACAAAGACUAAAUGGAUCCAGAUGCUGCCGGUGGCUUUGUUACACAUGAGAUGUACACCUGGAGCUAAUGGUCUCACCCCAUAUGAACUGGUUUACGGGAGGCCACCACCUUUGCCUGUGGCAGUGGAUACCCUGGCACUAAGGGGGAAAAUAAACCUGAAGCGCAUUUUAAGGGAGUUAAACCGAACCGUUCUAAAGAUAGGUCAAUACACAGAACAGAGCCCCUUGGGACUCACCACCCCUGUCCACGGAUUCCGUCCUGGAGAUACAGUAUGGGUCAAAAGUUACAAGGAAGAUGCAUUGGGAAAAGUUUGGGAAGGGCCUUUUAUUGUCUUAUUAACUACCCCUACUGCCUUAAAGGUUGAAGGGAACCCUACCUGGAUCCACUGGAGUCGCGCUAAAAUAGCCUCUCCGGAAGGAUGGACGAUUGCCAACCAGAGAGGCCUAAAGAUGACCCUGAGAAGGGAUGCCACCACGUGGGACGCGACGGGAGAAGCCUCCUCGGGACCGGCAACCGAGAGAGCGAAAUAG
Messenger RNA from Rhineura floridana, 3225 nucleotides. RefSeq lists its product as uncharacterized. Gene Ontology annotation, molecular function: RNA-DNA hybrid ribonuclease activity; nucleic acid binding. The transcript has a single exon. Bases 1 to 3225 code for a protein of 1074 amino acids. Gene Ontology annotation, biological process: DNA integration. The record is from RefSeq and is a predicted model, not a curated record. Lineage: Eukaryota; Metazoa; Chordata; Lepidosauria; Squamata; Rhineuridae.